GAGCCUGGCCGAGAGGACCCGAGUGGGGCCGAGGCCCACGCUGCCCGCUCCAGAGCAGAGGCGGGCAGACGCGCCCCACCCUACACCAGGCGGAGCCCGGGAUGCUGGCCCGGGCCGCGCCGCCCCGCCCGGGCCCCGGGCCACCUCCGGCCUGGCUCUUCCCUCCGCCGCUGCUGCUGCUGCUGGCGAUGCUGAGCAGCCCGGCGUGCGGCCGCGUACCCCGCUCGGUGCCCAGAACCUCGCUUCCCAUCUCCGAGGCUGACUCCUACCUUACCCGGUUUGCUGCCCCUCAUACGUACAAUUACUCUGUUCUCCUUGUGGAUCCUGUUUCCCAAACACUUUAUGUCGGUGCCCGGGACAGAAUCUUCGCUUUAACCCUGCCCUUCUCAGGGGAAAGACCCCGCAGGAUCGACUGGAUUGUGCCCGAGGCUCACAGACAGAACUGUAGGAAGAAAGGCAAGAAAGAGGAUGAAUGUCACAAUUUUAUCCAGAUUCUCGCCAUUGCCAAUGCCUCUCACCUCCUCACUUGUGGCACCUUCGCUUUUGAUCCGAAGUGCGGGGUUAUUGAUGUGUCCAGUUUCCAGCAGGUUGAAAGACUUGAGAGUGGACGGGGAAAAUGUCCUUUUGAGCCAGCUCAGCGGUCAGCAGCUGUAAUGGCUGGAGGGGUCCUCUACACUGCCACCGUGAAAAACUACCUGGGCACGGAGCCAAUUAUCUCCCGGGCUGUGGGUCGCACUGAGGACUGGAUUCGCACAGAGACUUUGUCAUCCUGGCUUAAUGCCCCAGCCUUUGUCGCCGCCAUGGUCUUGAGCCCAGCUCAGUGGGGGGAUGAAGAUGGAGAUGAUGAAAUCUACUUCUUCUUUACGGAGACUUCCCGAGUGUUGGACUCCUAUGAGCGCAUCAAGGUCCCACGGGUAGCCCGUGUCUGUGCGGGGGACCUUGGGGGCCGGAAGACCCUCCAGCAGAGGUGGACAACAUUUCUAAAGGCUGACCUACUGUGUCCAGGACCUGAGCAUGGCCGGGCCUCUGGUGUCCUGCAGGAUAUGACCGAGCUUCGACCUCAGCCUGGAGUGGGGACCCCCAUUUUUUAUGGCAUCUUUUCCUCCCAGUGGGAAGGAGCUGCCAUUUCUGCUGUGUGUGCCUUCCGACCACAGGAUAUUCGAACAGUGCUGAAUGGGCCCUUUAGAGAGCUAAAACAUGACUGCAACAGGGGACUGCCUGUCAUGGACAAUGAGGUUCCCCAGCCCAGACCUGGAGAGUGCAUCACCAACAACAUGAAGCUCCAACAGUUUGGGUCCUCACUCUCCCUGCCUGACCGUGUGCUCACCUUCAUCCGAGACCACCCACUCAUGGACGAGCCAGUUUUUCCAGCUGAUGGCCAUGCCCUGCUGGUCACUAUGGGUACAGCCUAUCUCAGAGUUGUGGCCCGCAGGGUAACAAGCCUCUCAGGGAAAGACUAUGAUGUGCUGUACCUGGGGACAGAGGAUGGACACCUCCACAGAGCAGUGCGCAUCGGAGCCCAACUCAGUGUCCUUGAGGAUCUGGCCCUGUUCCCAGAGCCACAGCCUGUUGAAAGCAUGAAAUUAUAUGAUAGUUGGCUCCUGGUGGGCUCCCAUACUGAGGUGACACAAGUGAACACCAGCAACUGUGGCCGUCUCCAGAGCUGCUCAGAGUGCAUCCUGGCCCAGGACCCUGUCUGUGCUUGGAGCUUCCGGCUAGAUGCUUGUGUGGCCCAUGCAGGGGAGCACCGAGGGCUGGUUCAAGACAUAGAGUUGGCGGAUGUCUCUUCUUUGUGUCCCAAAGAACCUGGAGAACAUCCAGUAGUGUUUGAAGUUCCGGUGGCCACUGCAGGGCAUGUGGUCCUGCCGUGUUCCCCCAGCUCUGCAUGGGCAUCCUGUGUGUGGCACCAGCCCAGUGGAGUGACUGCACUCACCCCCCGUCGGGAUGGGCUAGAGGUGGUGGUGACCCCAGGGGCCAUGGGUGCUUAUGCUUGUGAGUGUCAGGAGGGUGGGGCAGCCCGUGUGGUGGCAGCUUACAGCUUGGUGUGGGGCAGCCAGCAGGACCCCUCAAACCGGGCCCGCACAGUGGUAGGGGCUGGACUGGUUGGCUUUUUCCUGGGGGUUCUUGCAGCAUCCCUCACUCUCCUCCUGAUUGGUCGGCGCCAGCAGAGACUGCGACAGAGGGAACUUCUGGCUAGAGACAAGGUGGGCUUAGACCUGGGGGCCCCACCAUCUGGGACCACAAGCUAUAGCCAGGACCCUCCCUCCCCUUCUCCUGAAGAUGAACGGCUACCCCUGGCCCUGGCCAAGAGGAGUAGUGGCUUUGGUGGCUUCCCUCCACCUUUCCUGCUGGAUCCUUGCCCCAGCCCAGCCCACAUCCGGCUCACUGGGGCACCUCUAGCCACAUGUGAUGAGACAUCAAUCUAGAGCCAGGUCAAUGACUGCUAGCCCAUGAGUAGUCACUAGGACUAUUGCCCACCAAGACCAGCAUCAUUGGGCCUGGAAGAUGAGAUCAGCGCUGUUUGGUUCUCUUGGAGUCUGAGUGAUCACCAGGACUUCACUGUAUACUGUCUCUGGUCCUAGAUGGGUUUAGGGCCAGACCUUUGAUGAUUCCUGAUUCUCGUGAGAGAUCAGAAACUGUUUGCUCUCUUAAGUGAAUGAUGGUUCCCCUCCCCCCCUGAGCUCCUGUGACCUUCCACCCUGGCAUCCUAUUUUGGGCCCAUGGGUUUGUGGGAUGGAGCAAGGACAUAGCUCUAACUUUGCUUUUGCUGGGGGCCCUGGUCCAGGAAGAGCCACAGAGGUAGUAGGGGCUAGUGUGCACUGAGGCUUUGGGGUGGUUGUACUGAUUUUCCAGUUUAGGGGACCCUGGGGAAUGCAUGAUCCCCAAGCUGCCCUGAGACCUCUCUAGACACUUGUGUGUCUAGAAGACUUAGCCACAAGUACAUGAAUGACAGAGCUGGUACCUAGGUGCUUUGGGGAGAUAGGGAGGGGAAGGUUGGAAUGGGGCAUUGCCUACAGAACUUUACACUGGCUAGCCAGUGAGGGGAACCACACUGCCCCUCCAUCAUCCCACAGUGCUUCUCUAAAUUUGAGUAAAGUUCCCAAAGUGACCUUCUGGGUGGGAAGGGCAGUGAGACAUGUGACCCCCCCCCCUUCUCCUUGUUGUUACCCUCUGGCUGCUACCACUGCCAUGCCACAGCUGUGCUUUCCCUGGCUAAGUGAAGGCUGAGCCCCCUUUGCUUGGCUACCAUUAAAAACGAACUUCACAACACUCUGAAUAUUGGGGGAUGACAAGAGGAGCCCAGUCAUAGGAAAUACAAGCAGGUUAAAGAUAGGUUUGCCUCAGUGUUUCCUCAGGGUGACACCCUUGCCCAAAAGCAGGAGCCUCCGAGCUGGGGCCCAUGAACUCCCAGAAACUGUAUACAAAAUUCUGUACAUUUGUGUCUGUGUUUUGGAAUGAGGGAAUUAUGGCUUUCAACCAGUUGCUCAAGGCCUUAAUGAAGUUAAAGGACCACUGCCCGAAGUUGCUGCUCUUGGGUCCAAGGGAGGUGGUUCCAUUCCUCCUGCCCCAGCCCUAUUGAUGUGGCCAGUCCCUGGACUUGUAGCUGCUGGAGGCCCUCUGUUUCUCCAGUCUGUGGAAGCUGGGCCCUGUGUGUGUUUGAAGACACUGUCGGCUCUUUUCCUGCUUCACAAUUCACAUGUGCUCUCUGCUUCUGCUCAGUCCUGGUCUUGGCCUGUGAAUGUGCCUGGUUCAUCCCUGGUCAGGGACCCCCUCAAGCUCUAGUGAAUGAUGCACCCCUUUCCAGUUGAAGUUUUCUGCUCUACUUUCCUUGGCAGCAACCUGUGAACUACUCAAGAGUCCCCUUGGGUUUGGAAUUAUCAGUGGCUUUGCCACUAGUGUAGGAUCUUCGACAUGUAGUCUAACCUAGGGAUAUUGGUUUAUUCAUCUGUAAAGUGGGGAUAAUACCUACCUCAGGGUUGCUGCAAGGAUUAAAUGAGGAAACCUGUAAACAAUAAAGCAUUAUCUAUACCAGUA
This is a messenger RNA of Nannospalax galili (Upper Galilee mountains blind mole rat), 4035 nucleotides long. It is a transcript of the gene Sema4f, whose product is annotated as ssemaphorin 4F. Gene Ontology annotation, molecular function: chemorepellent activity; semaphorin receptor binding. Lineage: Eukaryota; Metazoa; Chordata; Mammalia; Rodentia; Spalacidae. The transcript is spliced from 14 exons. The record is from RefSeq and is a predicted model, not a curated record. The coding region runs from base 102 to 2426 and encodes 774 amino acids. Gene Ontology annotation, biological process: semaphorin-plexin signaling pathway; negative regulation of axon extension involved in axon guidance; positive regulation of cell migration.